This is a messenger RNA of Pocillopora verrucosa, 1642 nucleotides long. RefSeq lists its product as uncharacterized. The record is from RefSeq and is a predicted model, not a curated record. Lineage: Eukaryota; Metazoa; Cnidaria; Anthozoa; Scleractinia; Pocilloporidae.
AUAAGGUUAAAAAGCAGAAAAUUUUUUACAACCAUUCGAUGGAACUUACAUGCUCCAAAUGAGCCAGGUUUACGUCCACUGGUGGAAAACAUUUGUCAAAUGUUGGCUUUCAACAGUAGCUGUUCAUCUUCUUCACUACAAUUAUUUCAGCGAUGAAAGAAACUUGUAUUCUCUUGAGGAAUCAAACAGAAUUUCCCAAAAUGUCGAACAAUUCAAAGAAUACUGGUGUCGAAUUCGCCGAGCACGGGUCGACUUGGACUCAAUUCUUAAACCAUGUUUUUACAAUAUUUCAUGGAAUGGACCUUCUCCUGAACGCGCGCUCCAAACGGAUGCCGGCAAAAGUGCGAUUUCGUUCUUUGACAUUAGACCAGCAGGUCAGUUCAGUCGUUUCAGCAUUCAAACAAAAACUCGGAAUGGUAAACUGAAGCACAUUGGCGGCGACUCUUGGCGUGUGUUACUGCGCGGUCCGGCCACUGUGUCACCUACUACGUUUGAUCACGGAAAUGGCACCUACGAGUUUUUGUUUCUUGUUAUGGACCCUGGGGCCUAUAAGUUGGAUAUCACUCUGGACUAUAGCCUGUGUGACGGAUUCCGCGAUCCGCCAAAAAAUUGGUUCAUCGUAGGAAAUUCCCAAGGUAAGAUGCAAAAAGAUGGGACACUCGGUGCAAACCGUGCGAAGGACGACUACCUUCUUCAAUCAUUCCAGAAUGGGAAGCUUAUUAUGAUUAACAUUCCGCUGCCAGACGAUAGAGGAGCAUUUCUAAUGAACCAGUUACCAGACCGCCCCUGCCUCUCUGCCAAGUUUAACUUGUCUUGUGGCAUGGAUUGUAAAUUUACGUGGGAUGGAUUCGGCCGUUGGCUUGGAAAAAAUUGGAAGCCAUAUCUUACAGAAGUACCUGGGCACACUAAGCCGAUGAAAUUGGGUAUCACGGCUCCUAAGCUGGAAAAGUUGUGGAUUUAUGGAGACUCACAGGCCGAAAGACUGCACUUAUCGAUAAAGGAUGGACCUCUUUGUACGGAGAUCUUUAAAUCUUGUAAUCUAAGUAAAAUGUGGGUUUACCCUUACAGCGGUAAGUUUCCAAAAUGGGAUGAUCAAGACUUCGAUAAGUCCAUUAUUCUCGAUAGUCUCAGGGUUGUGUUGGAAAGACCCGAUAUGAGCGAAAACAGUGUGUUGAUUUUGAAUCUUGGACUGCAUUACAUGGAGAGCAUCAGACUACAAGAUUAUAGAAUACUUCUUUUGAAGGUGAUUGAUCUAUUGAACGAAAGAAACAAAGGUACAGGCGAACUGAAGCAUAAGGCUCGUGUAGUAUGGAAAACGUCCACUUCUAUAAGCAAGGAGAAGGACACUGGAAGUCAACUGACAAGUGAUCGAGGAAGAUUUCUUGCUCUACCGCGUGUGGCACUCUAUAAUUCUCUUGCAACCUCCCUCAUGUGCCAGGCUGGCUUGGAGGUGCUUGAUGUUUACCCUUUUACCAGGUCUUUUCCGGAAGGCACCGGAGGACCCGAGGUAGCACGGCACAAGGAGCGUGAUAUUGUGCAUUUCAAGUUCCAUGUGAUGAAACCUAUCGAACACUUUUUGGAAGAAUACUUCUUGGGAAAAAUAGCCAGUCCCAUCAAUUUUGUGAAUUACAUGUUUUCAUAA